UCACAGAGGAAGAAGGAAAGCAAAAAGAGAGAGAGAGUGAGCCUCUUCUUUAGUUGUUUGUUGCAAUAAACACAAACACAACUUCCCCAUUUCUGCUUUUUUUUUGUUCAACUCGAUCCUAAACACUCCAAUCACAGUUCACAACCCAUCCGGAAAAUACAAUAAAAUAAUCUCAAGGAAACAGAAAAAAAGGAGAAAGAAAAAAAUAUUUGGUUUUGGCGGAGAAAAUGAAGGAGAAGGCGGAGAGUGGUGGGGGAGGAGGAGUAGGAUACGUGAGAGCGGAUCAGAUAGAUUUAAAGAGUUUGGACGAGCAGUUGCAAAGACACUUAAGCAGAGCAUGGACGAUGGAGAAGAGGAAGAGUUUGAGUGAUGGCGAAGAUAACGUUACUAAUAAACACAACCAAAACAACUUCGGACAUCGACAGCUUGUGUUUCAGAGACCGCUUCUCGGUGGUGGUGGUGGAUAUAAUAACAACAACAACAACAAGGACAUAACUAGGUCGACGACGACCGAGGUGGGGAAGUCGAGGAGAGAGUGGGAAAUUGAUCCUUCUAAGCUUAUCAUCAAAAGUGUGAUUGCUCGUGGUACUUUUGGUACUGUCCAUCGUGGAAUCUAUGAUGGUCAAGAUGUCGCCGUGAAGUUACUAGAUUGGGGAGAAGAGGGACACAGGUCAGACGCAGAGAUAGCUUCGCUAAGAGCUGCUUUCACUCAAGAAGUUGCUGUUUGGCAUAAGCUUGACCAUCCCAAUGUCACCAAGUUCAUAGGAGCGGCGAUGGGGACAUCGGAGAUGAGCAUACAGACGGAAAACGGGCAAAUGGGAAUGCCGAGUAACGUUUGCUGCGUCGUCGUUGAGUAUUGUCCCGGCGGUGCUCUCAAGUCUUUCCUUAUCAAAACUCGCCGCCGCAAACUCGCCUUCAAAGUCGUUAUCCAACUCUCCCUUGACCUAGCUCGCGGGUUGAGUUACUUGCACUCGCAGAAGAUAGUGCAUAGAGACGUGAAAACGGAGAACAUGCUUUUGGACAAGUCUCGCACCUUAAAGAUUGCAGAUUUUGGUGUGGCUCGUCUCGAGGCCUCCAACCCUAACGACAUGACCGGUGAGACCGGAACCUUGGGCUACAUGGCUCCCGAGGUGUUAAAUGGGAGUGCGUACAACAGAAAGUGUGAUGUGUAUAGCUUCGGGAUAUGUCUGUGGGAGAUAUACUGUUGCGACAUGCCUUAUCCCGACCUCAGUUUCUCCGAAGUUACCUCCGCCGUCGUCCGCCAGAAUUUGAGACCGGAGAUACCGAGAUGUUGUCCGAGUGCGCUGGGAAACGUGAUGAAGAGGUGCUGGGAUGCGAACCCUGAUAAGAGGCCUGAGAUGGAUGAAGUUGUUUCCAUGUUGGAGUCCAUCGAUACUUCUAAAGGCGGUGGUAUGAUUCCUCCCGACCAACAACAUGGCUGUUUCUGUUUCCGCCGUCACCGAGGCCCCUGAUGUUCUUACUUACGUAUAUAUAUAUAUAUAUAUAUAUAUAUAACCAAAUCGACAACAUUUCUAUUAUUAUUUAGCUCUUAUUUAAUUUGCAUAGUAGAAAGAUUAUUUUAUAAUAGUACUUAAUUAGCUAGUUAAUUAAGUUUGUGGGGAUGAUCAAAUGUGGGAUUUAUAACUUUCAAUCAGUUGGUGUAUGAUUUACAGGAUGAAUGUCGUAUCUAUUUGAAACGAUCAUUUCAUACG
This is a messenger RNA of Eutrema salsugineum, 1712 nucleotides long. Its product is annotated as serine/threonine-protein kinase STY13. The record is from RefSeq and is a predicted model, not a curated record. The transcript has 6 exons. Gene Ontology annotation, cellular component: plasma membrane. The coding region runs from base 228 to 1472 and encodes 414 amino acids. Gene Ontology annotation, molecular function: protein kinase activity; ATP binding. Gene Ontology annotation, biological process: protein phosphorylation. Lineage: Eukaryota; Viridiplantae; Streptophyta; Magnoliopsida; Brassicales; Brassicaceae.